This is a messenger RNA of Hyalella azteca, 2377 nucleotides long. Its product is annotated as galectin-4. Gene Ontology annotation, molecular function: carbohydrate binding; galactoside binding. The transcript has 9 exons. The record is from RefSeq and is a predicted model, not a curated record. The coding region runs from base 79 to 1293 and encodes 404 amino acids. NCBI's taxonomy places the organism in Eukaryota, Metazoa, Arthropoda, Malacostraca, Amphipoda, Hyalellidae.
UAGAUAACAGCUUUUAUACUUGAAUAAAUCUAGUUUCAAAAUAGUAUUUAUUGUGCUGUUGAAGAACAGCAAACUACCAUGUCUGCUCCAGUCCAUCAUCCAGCCACCCCUCACCUGCAAACAAUCCCAGGAGGCUUCACUCCCGGCUGCAUUGCUCAUGUCACCGGCACCUUCACUCCAGGAGCGGCAAGUCUCAUAGUUAAGCUACAGUCAGGGCCAUCAGGGGACCCAACAGAUGAGAUUGGGUUGUGCGUUUAUGGUCGGGUGCGCGAGGGGCAGCUUGGCCGCAACUGCUUCACCCGCUCUGCUGGGUGGGGCAAUGAGGAACUCACCCACUCUGUGCCUGGUCUCUCCCCCAGUGCCACGUUUGAUCUCACUAUUCUCUGUGAUCCUCAACAAUUUAAGAUUGCCUACAAUGGAAAACAUCUAUGUGAGUUCUCCCACAGAACAAACCCUGCUUCCCUCACCUAUCUUCAGGUGGGCAGCCUGCCUGGGGACCUGACGCUGUCAUGCGUGUGGGUGGAGGCGCCCGCAGCUGCCCAGCACGCAGCCAGCGCCCCCGCCAUGGCUUAUGGUGCCCCUCCCCCACCCUACACCCCCAACAACCCCCUGCCUUAUGACCCCAACCCCCAGAUGGGGUAUGCACCUCCCCCAGGCAUGGCACACACGCAGCAGUACCCCCAGCAGUACUCCCAGCAGCACUAUCAGGGAGGCCACCAGCCCAAGGGUCUCAUAGGGAAGCUGACCAACGCCGCGACGGACGUGGCGGGCGCCCUGGGGGCGGGGCACCUCGUGGGCAAGGCCACGCAGUUCCUCAACAAAAGCCCCGGCGGCGGUCACGGCAGCGGGGCGUACCCUCAACAGGGCGGGGUUUACCCUCAACAGGGCGGAGCUUAUCCUCAACAGGGCGGGGCUUACCCUCAACAGGGCGGAGCUUAUCCUCAACAGGGCGGGGCUUACCCUCAACAGGGAGCCUACCCCUACAGCCAGCAUGGAAGCUACCCCCCUCCAGGUGGGGGGCACCACAGCGGGGGCGGAGGACUCCUCAAAAAAGCCGCCAUUUUGGCUCCCGCCGCCAUAGCCAUUGCCGGUCCUGGUAAGGCUCUGAAGUAUGGAGCUCCUCUCGCUGCUGCCGCCUACCUCACCAAGGGCAAGAAAUGCGGUGGAGGCGGAGGCACCAACAAGCUCCUCAAGUAUGGUGCGCCGCUCGCCGCUGGCUACGUCGUCUCCAAGGGCGUCCGCAAAGGGCUUGGGGGAUUCGGUGGAGGCUGGAGUGGAUCAGACUCGGAUUAAUUCAUCUUCUUUUAAUCCUGACUUGAUGAGGUCUUAUGUCAUGGCAAAUAUUUUGGCUGUUGCGCCCAGAGAUCGCAGUGGUCGUGGUCAAUUGUGUGAAAAUAGCGUGUCGACAUUUCGAAGUACGGUCGCAAAUCCCAAACAAACCUUAGCCAUAACUCGUGGGUACGAUACGUUUGUUUUCGUUUCGGGUACACAAAUAGCGUGAAUAUCAAUGAUGUUCUACAAUUCGACGCCAGCUUCCGCUCUUCCUCCUUCUUGUUUGAAGUCGAAGAUUUAUUCUUGGAAAUUUCUUCGCUCUGCCAAAAGUGAACAAAAAAGGUUGUGAAUCUUGAAUUUUGUGUCUUGGCAAAUCUUGCCGUUGCUGAGCGUUUAGCGAUGUGUCAUUAUUAAAAAUGGUUAAUGAUUGUUAAAGCUAGGAGUUUGGAGAUAUCAGAAUGCUGAAGGAAAUUUUGGAUGUCCCGUUAUAGAUAUGCAUGUAUCCAUGUAUAUAACAGAACGAUCAGAUGUUUUUGAAUUACCGUCAUAUGAGCUUUACAUUUGUUGCAGCGUUCAGCACUCGAGUGUUAAACAGUUCAAUCAUCUCGUCCGAGUAUUGCAUGCGUAAUUGAAAAUUUUCGCACGUGUUCCUGAAUCCAAAAUGUCGCGAAAUUACUUGUCAGUAUUUUUUUAAUUUUUGUUUUGUUGUUUAAUCUCAUUAAUUGAUCUGCUCUUUUUCGGUAAUCUCAUUAGUUUAUAUGCUCUAUUUCGGUAAUCUCAUUAGUUGAUCUGCUCUAUUUCGGUAAUCUCAUUAGUUGAUUAGCUAUAUUUCGAUAAUCUCAUUAGUUGAUCUGCUCUAUUUCAGUAAUCUCAUUAGUUUAUCUGCUCUUUUUCGGUAAUCUCGUUACUUGAUCUGAUCUAUUUCGGUAAUCUCAUUAGGUGAACCACUCUAUAUCGGUAAUCUGAUUAGCUGAUCUGCUCUAUUUAGGUAAUCUCAUUAGUUGAUACAAUAUAUUUUGGUAAUGCCAUUAGUUUAUCUGCUCUGUUUCGGUAAUCUCAUAAUUUAAUAUGCCUUAUUUCGGUAACUACAUUAAGGUCUUUUUGA